Molecule: messenger RNA, 1910 nt
Organism: Arachis stenosperma
Lineage: Eukaryota; Viridiplantae; Streptophyta; Magnoliopsida; Fabales; Fabaceae
Product: probable glucan 1,3-beta-glucosidase A
Exons: 8
Coding region: 204-1721 (505 amino acids)
Biological process (GO): actin filament bundle assembly; cell migration; establishment or maintenance of cell polarity
Cellular component (GO): actin cytoskeleton; cytoplasm
Molecular function (GO): hydrolase activity, hydrolyzing O-glycosyl compounds; actin filament binding
Source: RefSeq, a predicted model, not a curated record
AUCAACCACUACAUAAAAGUAGCAAUGCACCCAGCUAGGUUUCAAGAAUAAUAAUCUCAUGUACACCAAGAUAAUAAUUAAUUAACCAAGCAUGCACUUUUACAGAGAUAUCUCUAAACAUUGAAACCAUUAUUAUUUAUAUGCUAUAUCCUCGUGCGUAACGCUCACUCCACACACACAAACACAAGCAAUAGUGGAGUAAAAUGAACAACCGAUUCUUGUUCUUGAGCCUUGUGGUUGCUCUCUGUCACUAUGUUUCUGUUGCUGAAGAAUCUGGAAACAGUAGUUCCUCUUUGACGCUUAGAGCUGUGAACCUCGGAAAUUGGCUCCUUAUUGAAGGAUGGAUGAAACCUUCUCUCUUUGAUGGGAUUCCCAAUAAAGAUCUUUUAGAUGGAACUCAAGUGCAGUUCAUGUCAACCAAGCUGCAGACGUAUCUCAGUGCAGAACAUGGAGGAGGAAGCAUUGUAGUUGCCAACCGUACCACCGCCAGGGGGUGGGAGACUUUCAGGCUGUGGAGAGUGAAUGAAACAUUCUUCAACUUUAGAGUGGCGAACAAGCAAUUUAUGGGAUUGGAGAGUGAAGGUGAAGGAGGAAACAAUGUAGUGGCGAAUUCGGAUUCAGCAAGCAGCAGCAUGGAAACAUUUCAGAUUGUGAGGAAUGAUGGUGACCCAAACAGGGUUCGCAUUAGAGCACCAAAUGGCCUCUUUUUACAGGCUAUAUCGGAGACAAAGGUAAGUGCAGAUUAUGAAGGGUCAAGUUGGGAGGAUAGUGAUCCGUCUGUGUUCAAAAUGAUAAUUUUGACAGAGAGCACGAUAAGAGGGGAAUACCAAAUUACAAAUGGCUAUGGUCCUGAGAAAGCUCCUCAAAUCAUGAGGGAUCACUGGAAUACGUAUAUCACAGAAGAUGAUUUCAAGUUCAUGUCAGAGAAUGGGGUAAAUGCUGUGAGAGUUCCCGUUGGGUGGUGGAUAGCUCAAGAUCCAACACCACCAAAGCCAUUUGUAGGGGGGUCAUCCAAGAUAUUAGACAAGGCCUUCACAUGGGCACAAAAGUAUGGGAUGAAGAUAAUUGUGGAUCUGCAUGCAUGUCCAGGUUCACAAAAUGGUAACCCCCAUAGUGCCACCAGAGAUGGAUACCAGGAAUGGGGAGAUUCAUACAUACCUCUCACUCUGGCUACCAUAGACUUCCUAGCUCAAAGGUAUGGAGAUAGACCAAAUCUAGCAGCAAUAGAGUUGAUGAAUGAGCCUCGAAGGAUGGAUCUCGGAACCUUAAAGAAGUAUUACCAAGCAGGCUAUGAUGUCGUACGGAAACACACUUCCACUGCUUAUGUCAUCAUGUCUAACCCUCUUGAUAGAGAUUCAAAAUCUCUUCUUUCCUUUGCCGGAGGUUUCAAUAGAGUAGUCAUUGAUGUGCACUAUUACAACCUGUUUGAUCCCAAAUUCAACAGCAUGAAUGUCAAACAGAAUAUAGAUUAUAUUAGAAAUCAAAGAGCCUCUGAUCUUAGCUCUCUCACUGCAUCCAAUGGACCCCUCAUCUUUGUUGGGGAGUGGAGUGGGGAUUGGAGCGUGCAUGAUGCCUCAAAGGAAGAUCACCGACAGUUUCUAAAGGCCCAAGUGGAUGUAUAUUCUCGUGCCACAUUUGGAUGGGCUUAUUGGUCCUACAAAUGUGACUCUAACAAUUGGAGCCUCAAGUGGAUGAUUGACAACAACUAUGUCAGCUUCUAGAUUCUCUCAUUCACCAUCUCCUCACCUCAAUUCCACUUUUAAGUGUAAAUUACACAAAGCAACAUAUUCUCACUAUAUAAAGUUUAUAAUUACAUACAGAAAUAAGAUUAUAAAUGUACCAAAUGUUUUAAAAUUACAUGCAUGGGACUUGAGAUAUACAAUACAACUGAAAACAAUUUCUCUGGGCAA